CUAAAUGGUUUAUUGGCCAUUUUAAGGAAGCAAGGUCACAUAUUGCCUAUGGAUUGCCGUACACUCCUCGCUCCAGCACCACAGAAGCUCCCUUCUAUUCACAAGAACAAUGCUGACUUGUCUGGUUUUGUGGGGCGACAAAGUGCAAGUGAAGAAAUUCAAGAUGGCUAUCGCUCCAGGUCUGGCAGUGGAUCCAGCACCAUGUCCAGACGUGUUGAUGACUCCUCCAGGUCUGGGUCCAGAUGCCAGGUUCGUGCUUCCAGGUCCAGGUUCAGGCGCCAGGAUCUCACCUUCAGGUCCAGAUCAGGGUCCAGGCACCGGAUUCAUGCCUCCAGGUCUAG
This is a messenger RNA of Austrofundulus limnaeus, 341 nucleotides long. RefSeq lists its product as uncharacterized. The record is from RefSeq and is a predicted model, not a curated record. NCBI's taxonomy places the organism in Eukaryota, Metazoa, Chordata, Actinopteri, Cyprinodontiformes, Rivulidae.